Paramecium sonneborni is the source of this 473-nucleotide messenger RNA. The record is from the annotation of a GenBank genome assembly. Lineage: Eukaryota; Ciliophora; Oligohymenophorea; Peniculida; Parameciidae.
AUGAAUAAUAAUACAUUAACAUUAUAUAAAGAAGAAACAAUUUUAGAAGAGCUUGAUAUUGAUUAACUUACUUUCUCUUAAACUCAUUUAUUCUCUUUAAAUGAAAAUAUAACAUAGAAAAUUUAGAAAUUCUAAAUAUUUAACCCUUAACAUUAAGCUACUCUUGGACUAAUUAGAUUAGAUGGCAAAAUCAAAUUUGAUAUUGCUCUAACAAUUCACCAUAAAAACAUAUCAAAAAACAAAUAAAUCCAAUCAGAUCCACUUUAAUGUCCUAUUUGUAAAAAGAAAUUCUCAUCUCCUUAAGCUGUUGGAGGACAUUCAUCAAGAACUCAUCCAAAUGAAUCUGAAAAAUAUUAAUCUAAAGUUGCUAAAAGAGAGGAAAGAAAACAUGAAUUAUAAAGAACUAGAUAACUCUAAAAUAUAGUCUAAAAUGACUUAGAAUUUUUGUGAUAUUCAUAAACAUACUAUUAUUA